UCUCUAAAAGUUACUGAAUGAAUAUCAACAGACACAGGACCAAUGCUUCACAUUUCAAGGGCCAAACUUUUAUUUUUGUUCUAAUGGCAGCUGCAACCACAAAGCUGGGGAGAGCUCUGCAACAAAGGCGCACCUUCGUCAAUGCUAGAGUCAAAUGGGUUUGUGAUCAUUACCUCGACGAAGUUGUUCAACGAGAGAAAAACCUCAAGCAAGUUCUCUCCCUCAAGGAUCGAAUCGUAUCGUCUCCGUCCAAAUCACUCCCUCUCUCUUCCCUCUCACUCCUCAAGCCUCUCGUCAAUCUCCACAUAACCGCCGCCGUGUUUCUCCAGAAAUACCCUUCUCUGUUCACCACUUUUCAGCCUGCUCCUUCUCACCCUCUCCACGUGCGCCUCACUCCCCAAGCUCUAUCCCUCCACAAAGAAGAAGAGAUGAUUCACCUCUCGCCACCUCACCGCAACGCCACCGUUCAACGGCUGGCGAAAUUCUUAAUGCUAACGGGAGCCGGAAGUCUUCCCCUCAAUGUCGUCGAUCGUUUCAGGUUCGAUUUGGGUCUCCCUCACGAUUACAUUACUUCGCUGAUUGGCGAUUACCCGGAUUAUUUUGAAGUAACGGAGAUCAGAGAUCGGUUAACGGGUGAACAGACGCUUGCUUUGGCGGUUUCUUCGCGGUGGAGCAGCCUCGCUGUGUCGGAAAUGGAGAGAAGAGAAGCCAUCGUUGAUGGUUUUCGUGUGAAAAAGGGGUUGCCUAUAAGGUAUUCGAUGAAUUUCCCCAAAGGGUACGAGUUGGAUAAACGAGUGAAAGAAUGGGUUGAGCAAUGGCAAAAUCUUCCUUACAUCUCACCUUAUGAAAAUGCCUUUCACUUGGGGUCGAGCAGUGAUCAGGCUGAGAAGUGGGCGGUCGCAGUACUUCAUGAGCUUCUGUGCAUCUUAGUAUCGAAGAAGACUGAGACAGACAAUGUGCUUUGCUUAGGUGAGUAUUUAGGGUUCGGGAUACGGUUCAAGAAGGCUUUAGUGCACCACCCGGGUAUAUUUUAUAUGUCGCACAAGAUUCGGACCCAAACUGUUGUCCUAAGGGAAGCUUACCACAAAGUUUUCUUGAUAGAGAGACAUCCAUUGAUGGGGAUGAGACCUAGGUACUUGUAUCUUAUGAGCAAAUCGGGGAAGGUAAAGAAACGAGACUAUGUGCAUGGAAUUGAGAGAAGCAACCAAAAAAAGAGAGCAAUCAAAGCUUGUGAAGAUGGAGAAAUUUAUGCACAUAGCAGCCGGUGAUCACACAGGAUAGUCAUAUAGCCGGAAUUCAUAAUGGAAGUGAAUGAGAUUCUAUGACUGGGUUAAGUAAGGACAGCUGAAUUGACUGUCCAAGCACAUUUUCAGGUGUGAAGGCCUGAAUUAGCUUCUUGUAGACUCAGUUGGACAAUUGGAGUAAACAUAAAUCAGAGGUUUUGCUGUGAAAGCCAGAAGGGUCUUGCAUAUUAGCUAGAGCAUUGGAUUGUAACCGCUGUCAAUAGAAUAGCUGCAUAGCGGAUCCAACUGCUCUUGCUUUCGCACAGAAAGCUGAAUUGACUUUGUAUGAGUUAAGGUAAGGUUGACAAGUUUGCAUAUGGAAGAUUUUAUAGUGAAGGCCAUGCCAAGUAAAACGGAUGCCGAGAACGCAGUUUAUAAACCUGCACUUUGGAAGACACGACGGCUGUAUGUCUCGAAUAAGCAUGGCAAGAGAUGAAAGUCAGAGUAAAAUGGCAGGUACCAGUCCCGACCAAACACUUGACCAUAAUUUUUAUUACAUUGACUUAGUUGGACUACAAGCUCAGCUCACAGUUGGCAAACCUAUUUCCACUAGCCAUUUUAUUGUUUCUUUGUAAUAGAGAGGCUUGGUUUUUUAAGCUCUGAGAAUGAAUGAAACCUGAGGAAAAAUUUGCAGAUCCAACAAUUCUUUAUUCUUUCAUUAUCU
Molecule: messenger RNA, 1947 nt
Organism: Capsella rubella
Lineage: Eukaryota; Viridiplantae; Streptophyta; Magnoliopsida; Brassicales; Brassicaceae
Product: protein WHAT'S THIS FACTOR 1 homolog
Exons: 1
Coding region: 18-1268 (416 amino acids)
Molecular function (GO): RNA binding
Source: RefSeq, a predicted model, not a curated record